AUACAUUUUCUCAACCUGAUUUAUCACAUGAACUUUUUCUUAAUGCUCCAGAACUUCAUGAAGCAGGCUUUCAACGUCUAUUUUCAUGCUAUGAUGAAGGACGCCAAGCAUGCAAUGUUGUAACUUACAAAUGGCAAAACUUAUUAGAAAUGGAUAAGUCUAAAAUUAAAAAAAUUAAAAAGCAAAUACCUAAAACUGGUAUUGUUCGUACAAAAAAACUAUGUCAAAAACAUCAAACUACUGAAGAAAAAAAAAACAUACUUGAUCUUAUUCUUUCUGAAAAGAUUUUUCCUAAUGAUAAACUUCCUGAUCUUCUUUUACAACUUAAUACUGUAUCUACUGGAUGGACAGAAUCUCGCAUAAAAAUUUUUUGGAGAAAUAAUAGAAUUAAUAAAUAA
Dentiscutata erythropus is the source of this 398-nucleotide messenger RNA. The record is from the annotation of a GenBank genome assembly. Lineage: Eukaryota; Fungi; Glomeromycota; Glomeromycetes; Diversisporales; Gigasporaceae.